AUGAUCACGCUCCAGAUCCUGCCCGUCAGCGGCAACGUCAACAACUUCCCGUACACGGGCGUCCUCGGCGUGACCGAUGUCGUCGUGCGCGGCCGCGUCGUCGCCGGGCUCGACGAGCGCGCGUCGGGCAAGGCGCCCGAGGUGCGCUGCAUCGCCGUGCGCCUCGUCCGCGUCGACGCGUGGGACGGCAAGGCGUCGCGCGACGUGACCAAGGACGUCGUCGACGAGCGUGUCCUGUGGACGCCCGAGAGCGGCGCCGACGCCGAGCGCCUCGAGCCGCGCGAGCACCGGUUCGCGCUCCGGGUCCCGCACGACGUCGUCGGCCUGUCCAAGAUGCAGUUCAAGGUCGGGACCUGCCAGGCGAGCGUCACUUGGCGCAUCGAGGCCUACGUCGACACGGUCAAAGUCGGCCGCAUCGAGGCGCAGCAUUCCCGCAACCUCAGCCUCGUCCGCCACGCCACCGUCCCGCUCUUUCCUCCCGACGCCGUGCAACGCGGCUGGGCCGCCUCGACGAGCGCAGCGUCGCCCGUCCCGUUCAGCUACGACCUGCGCAUCUCGGGCGAGCCCUUCGGCGUCCUCGAGCCGCUCGCCGUCGAGACGCACUUUCGCCUGCCCGAGGCGAGCGGCGUCCAGAUCAAGAGCUUCAAGCUCUGGCUGCGGCGAGACGUCACCAACCUCAAGAGCAACGCCCAGUUCCAAACGACGCACGACUUUGCGAUCGAGUCGGACGAGCUCGUUCGACCCGGACGCUCGAGCAAGCGCUUCGCCUCGGUGUUCACUCGCUCGUCGUCGUCGGUCGGCCCGUCAGCGACGACGACGCCGCCGUCAGAAGACGAGCGCACCCUGCACGGCCGCCCGCCGUCGCCGCCGUCCGACCCCGAGUCGUCGGUCGCGCUCGCGCCGCACCGGUUCCCGCUCUUUGCACGCGAGACGGCCGAGGUCGUCGAGCGGGGCAAGUUCCACGUGCGGGUCCCAGGCCAAGGGCCGCAUCGGUGGACGGUGGGCGAGACGGGCGAGAGCAGCGUGUUCCGGAUCUCGUUCUCGCUCGCGGGCAAGAUCUCGUACAAGCUCCGCAACGGCAGCUCGUUCUCGGUCGACCUCGCGCCGCUCCCCGUCCACGUGUGCGCCGCCAUCGACCCGCAGCUCUCGCGAGUCAGCUCUCGCACGAGCACGGCGGCGACGCUCCUCUCUCGCCUCGCCGACCGACGAGGCGACCGCCGCACGUCGGACUUUGCCCUCGAGCUCAAGUUCGACCGCUCGUCGCCCGGUCCUCCUCCAUCGCCUCUCGCCUCGCCCGACGCCGGCCUUGACCGCCGACUACCGACCGCACCCCUCCCUCACCUCACUUGUCGCCGUCCUCAUCACGGCCGCCGCAUGUCGGAGCACUCGGACGCCAACGACGCGCCCGCACGGACCCGCGUGCGGCGAGAUCCGCCGGCGCCGCUUCCGCUCCCGAACGCGACGAUGCACUCGCCGUCGUCCGUCACGUCGGCCCCGCCGGGUGUGUCGCGCUCGAGCACGCUCGAGACGCUCGGGCCCAUCACGCCCUCGAUGAUGGAGUUCCUCGUCACGUCGCCCGAGCCACCCUCGGCCCCAUCAUCGUCGUCGUCCCACCUCGCGCCGAGGGCCCCCUCGCACCCGCCCUUCUCGCCGUCACACUCGCCGCAGAUGAGCCGGCACAGCGCACGGUCGUGCCGCUCGUCGUCGGCGCGGUACCGCCCUCGCAGCGCGGGCUCGCAGCGGUCGUCGGUCCUCGGCGACUCGUCGCAGAGCGUGUCGAACAUGUCGAUCGCGUCGGUCGCGACUGCUUCGAGCACGGCGAGCGACCCGCUGCGGUCGCCUCCGCUGGCGGGCUCGAGCUCGACGCUGCUCGGGUCGGCCGACCGCAUGCUCGGCCUGUCGCUUGGCGGCGGUGGGGCCAGCGUCGAGGGCCUGCGCACCUCGACGUCUGCGCCGCUGCUCCCGGCGGCAGCAGAAGAUGGCGAGGACGGCGACGCCCGCAUGGACCUCCUCGACGACCCGUCCGCGCACCUCGCCUCGCCGAGCCCGCCCUCGUCGCCCGAGCCUCCACUCCCCGUCCUCGCGCCCUCAUCCUCGUCCUUCCGCGACCCGUUCGCCAUCGACGACUCGUCCGACGCGCCGCCCGCCGAGCCCGACAUGUACGUCUCGCCGCGCCACGCCCGCCUCGCCUCGCGACCGGGUCGGCCAUCGACCGCGCCGGCGCACUGCGACGCGCGGUCCGCCUCGGGCUUGACGGCACCUGCCUCGCCACCGCUGCUGUCGGCGUACGCGCCGCAGCCCGAGACGAGGCUCGUCUCGCCGCCGGUCGUCGUCGUCGACGCGAGCGCGACCGGCCCUUCGCGAGCGAGCAGUGCGUCGCCUGGCCCGACGGCGGCGACGGCGGGGGCGGCGGUCCUUCCCGCCGUCGGCUCGCGCAAGGGCAGCAUCGGCGUCUUCAUCUCGAGCAUCCUCGGUCGGCGAGGGAGCAGGCCGCUCACGGCGCUUUGA
Rhodotorula graminis WP1 is the source of this 2508-nucleotide messenger RNA. RefSeq lists its product as uncharacterized. Bases 1 to 2508 code for a protein of 835 amino acids. The transcript is spliced from 3 exons. Lineage: Eukaryota; Fungi; Basidiomycota; Microbotryomycetes; Sporidiobolales; Sporidiobolaceae. The record is from RefSeq and is a predicted model, not a curated record.